Molecule: messenger RNA, 3785 nt
Organism: Zootermopsis nevadensis
Lineage: Eukaryota; Metazoa; Arthropoda; Insecta; Blattodea; Termopsidae
Source: RefSeq, a predicted model, not a curated record
UGCGCGGUAGCUUCGUCUUUUGUCGUCCGUGCUGUACGCAACACGAAGUUGGAGUUGAAGGCGUGUGUGGUGUGGAUUGAGAAAUAUCUUUCUUGGGUGCACGUGUGUUAUUGGCCGGUUCAUCAAAAUCUAUGAAGAGGAAACAGGUUAAGGGUUAUACGCACGGCUUUUUAUGUUGUCGAUCUACGGUCUGUGUCACGUCCCGUUCUCAUCGCCGUGGCACCCAUGCAAGGAGGUGAAGGGGAAGUUAUGUGGGACAGUAAUUUCAUCUACCUCCGCCAGAAUCGCUAGUGUACCGGCGGCGAGAAGUCAGGUCGAUCCAGUGCCGGUCGGAAGCAUUCAGUAACGAGAUGGUCGUGAGUGAUGAGUUGUGCAGUGUUGGCAGCACUAUCAGCUUGUGACGGACAUGUUGGUGUUACGUUUAUAAUUAGUUUUUGUGUGUUACAUUGUGUUAAUGAGUGUAAUAGUUUAGUCUGAAUCGAUUAAUUUGAAAUAAAUUCCUGGAUUAAGCAGUUUCUAGAACACACGCUUUGCUAAAAGGUCCGGAGAAAAGCUGCCACAUCGCAUAAUUACAGACCGGCGCCAUUGAGGAGACGCAGAGCUAACAAGCGACGAUUUGCGCGAGGGACUUCGCAUUCUGCCAAAGAUCCGACCACGAUGGGCAGCUGACCCCGCACAGAGCCGGACUCUGUGUUUUAGUUUACGUCCGCGCCGCCCCAGAGUGACGAUGGCUCUGCUCCUGCGUCGACGGUCCCUCCUCCUGAAGAUUGUGCUGCUGAUUUUCACCGCCUGGUUCACUGUCGCCUUCCUGCUGUACAUGGAGCAGCGGGGGUCUCCCGCGGACAGUAACGCCGUCGUCAGACCUGGUGACUCGAACGUCGACCCUGCGUUACCUCAUCCCGCUGCGCUGUCGAAGAAGAUACCGGACUCCAGUUCUGAAAAGGGACUCCCGGCGGUAGUGCCUUCCGGUAAUCAAAACGCGGCCCCAGAGGUGGACGCUGGUCCUGAGGAGGGGGUGGGGGGAGUGUUGGUCCCUCCCAGGGACCCUGACGAGGACUCGAGCAGUGUGAAGUACGGCGAGAUGGGUAAACCAGUGGUACUGCCAACCAACAUGUCGGCGGAUGUGAAGAAGCUAGUAGACGAAGGCUGGCAAAAGAAUGCCUUCAACCAGUACGUCAGCGACCUCAUAUCAGUCCGCCGGAAGUUGCCCGACCCGAGGGAUCAGUGGUGCAAGGAGCCGAGCCGGUACCUGGAAAAUCUUCCAGCCACUGCCGUCGUCAUCUGUUUUCACAAUGAAGCAUGGUCGGUGCUUCUCAGGACGGUACACUCGGUGAUAGACCGUUCACCGCCCCACCUGCUCAAGGAAGUCAUCCUUGUGGACGAUUACUCCGACAUGCCCCAUACGAAGCGUCAGUUGGAAGACUACAUGGUGAUGUACCCCAAGGUGAAGAUUGUCAGAGCCACGAAACGCGAGGGGCUCAUUAGGGCGCGUCUGUUGGGUGCCAGGCACGCCACGGCGCCCGUUCUCACCUACCUCGACUCACACUGCGAGUGCACCACUGGGUGGCUUGAGCCCUUGCUUGAUCGCAUAGCACGUGAUCCAACUACAGUCGUGUGUCCCGUGAUAGACGUUAUUGAUGACACGUCCCUGGAGUACCACUGGAGAGACUCAGGAGGUGUGAAUGUGGGCGGGUUCGACUGGAACCUGCAGUUCAACUGGCAUGCAGUCCCAGAGCGAGAACGUAAGAAGCACAAGAACUCUGCAGAACCAGUCUGGAGUCCCACGAUGGCUGGAGGACUGUUCAGCAUUGACAAGGCUUUCUUUGAGAAGCUCGGCACAUAUGACAGUGGGUUCGACAUUUGGGGAGGUGAAAACUUGGAGCUGUCUUUCAAGACGUGGAUGUGUGGUGGCACAUUGGAGAUUGUCCCAUGUUCUCAUGUAGGGCACAUCUUCAGGAAGCGGUCUCCCUACAAGUGGCGAUCUGGUGUUAAUGUACUUAAGAGGAAUUCUGUAAGGCUGGCAGAAGUAUGGCUGGAUGAUUAUGCAAAAUACUAUUACCAGCGCAUUGGUAAUGAUCUGGGAGACUUUGGUGAUGUGUCAUCUCGUAGGGAGCUGAGGGAGAAGCUUGGAUGCAAGUCAUUCAAGUGGUACCUUGAUAACAUCUACCCAGAACUCUUUAUCCCAGGAGAAGCAGUUGCAUAUGGCGAGGUUCGAAACCUUGGACUGGAAGGCAAGACAUGUCUAGAUUCUCCUGCUCGUAAAGCCGACCUGCACAAGGCAGCUGGUCUGUACCCCUGCCACAAUCAGGGUGGGAAUCAGUACUGGAUGAUGAGCAAAGCAGGUGAAAUCAGAAGAGACGAGACAUGCCUGGACUAUGCUGGUCAGGAUGUUAUCUUGUAUCCCUGCCAUGGCUCCAAGGGAAACCAGUACUGGCAUUACAAUCCUGAAACACGUCUGAUACAGCACGGCAGCAGCAAGAAGUGCCUAGCGAUCAGCUCCAAUAAGCAGAAGCUCCUGAUGGAGGAGUGUGACAACAGCAACCAACAGCAGCAGUGGAAGUUCCAGAACUACAAUCCGUCCAAACUGUAGACCCACCAGCUGAUGGUAUCAGCUCAUAUCAUUUGAAGUUUUGUGCCAUCAGUUUAGUUCCUGGCUGAAGAGUCGUCUGUCAGCAAGGUAACUGAACAAUUCUGCUCCAGUCAGUGCCAAUCGUUUAGCCCCUUGAAGACAGAAGCUGUCAUCUGACGACUCAUCGCAAGCCGCAGUUAUAUUCACGUCAGAACAGUGUUGCCAAGUGGUGCAUCAAUAAUAAGAAACUGUUUCUCAGUGAAUGACACCAGGAAGUUUGAUUUGACAACUGUGUUAUCUAGGAAUGGUUGUCCAUUUACAAAAUCAUUGCUCAUAAUAUUAAAAUUGAACUUGGAAGAAAUUAAUAUGUCUUUGCCAAGAACAUUGUACAGGAACUGAGAUUCAGUGGAUUCAAAUUCUUAAGCAAAUGGUGGGACCCGAUUCAACAUUCUAAAUCAGUUCACAUAAAACUGUGUGUGGGUUUGGUCUUGCCUCGUCCUGAUAUUUUGUCUUUCACUGUGCACAGAGCAUGAGUUAAUAUACAGUUGUCACAGAAAUUUCUACAAUCUGGAACAUUGAUAGUGACACUCUAUCCAUGAAAUGUUGACUUUUUAUUUAGACUUGUGAAGUUACUUAAUAGUCUUCUCGUGUUUGAGAAAGUCAGUGUUGUUGACAUUUUUCUAGAAUUCAAUACAAAUAAUCCUCUUGAACUUAUAAAAAUGGCCUAAGGCAUUCAAAGGAUUGGAAAUUUCAGAUUUCAAGGUAUUACGGGUCCCAUACGAGGAUGGUUUUCUAGGUGCUGAAUGUGAAAGAUGCUGUUGGCCAGCUGAUAUUCUUAUUAAUGGAAGAUGUAUUCAGAUUAGGAUGCUGUAAACAGUGUUAUUUAUUAUUAACAGGUGGAUGAAUUGAUGAAAGUGAAGAUGGCAGUGGUUUUUCCACCCAACAUAUCAUAGUGCAUGAGAAGAUCUGUGAUUAUGUGACAAAAAACAGAAACAGUGCAGUUGUAUAUCUUCAUUUGUUACAAUUGGUGAUGGUUGGUUUGUUGCGGAGUGUGUGGGAACAUAUCAAGAAGAGAAAAUGUGUAUACGGAUGCCAGAAACAGACAGUGGAAUAGUCUUUAUAAAAGAGAAUCUAAUUAUGCACCUUAAACACUGCUACCACCUCUAAAAUUAUCCCUGUUACUGGCAUUUAAAAUAUAAUUUUUUUGGGUGGUUGA